Messenger RNA from Saccostrea cuccullata (small rock oyster), 722 nucleotides. RefSeq lists its product as uncharacterized. The record is from RefSeq and is a predicted model, not a curated record. Lineage: Eukaryota; Metazoa; Mollusca; Bivalvia; Ostreida; Ostreidae. The transcript is spliced from 8 exons. Bases 225 to 710 code for a protein of 161 amino acids.
CUAAAACUGUGGUUCUAUGUUGAUCAUUAUGUACACCAGUUGCAUUUGGUUCCUCCUUUUGAUCACUGGAACUGGAAUUGAUGCUAGUCCUUGUUCAAAAGUAAUUAAAAAAGUAGAAUAUUACGAGGUCGUAAAGUGCACAUGUCGCCUUUGGGGAGAAUGUACUCACUACGCUACGUUAACGCGAUAUCGCUCGUCCUAUAGACGGACAUGCUGCGCCGGAUAUGGAGGUUCUAACUGUCAACCUAGAUGCAGCAGAUCCUGCAAUUCGCGUGGUAGUUGUGUUGCUCCCAAUGUCUGCCACUGUUGGAGUGGGUAUACUGGAAGUUCCUGCCAAACACCUGUCUGUAGUCCUGGCUGUCAGAAUGGGUACUGUAGACGUCCUGGCGUUUGUUCUUGUUACUCUGGGUACACUGGUAGUCGUUGUCAGACACCUAUUUGUACACCGUCAUGUAAGAACGGAGGGAUUUGUUCCCAGUCAAGACAGUGUCAGUGUCCGAAUACCUAUCAAGGGAGGGACUGUGGAGAUCCUGUCUGUAGGCCUAGCUGUCGGUUUGGGACUUGUAUACGUCCUAACGUCUGCUAUUGCUACCCGGGAUACACUGGUAGUCUUUGCGAGACACCAAUAUGUUCUCCAGUUUGUAAGAAUGGAGGCACCUGUGUUAGUCCAAAUACAUGUAGUUGUCCAAACGGAAUGUACAGUGGUUUGAGAUGCAAUGAAC